CAAAUCAUCCAUGGCUUCCCUAUUUCAUACGCAACCACUCCAUCAUGACAUUGAUGGAUCUUUACUACAGUCGCUUUCGUUGAAUGAUAACAACAAUCAACAGCAGUCAAUACUUACCCACUAUGAUGUAGAGGAUGAUCGAAUGGAUAUAGACGAUACUGAGGAUAUAACUAUGUUGGAUACUACGAUUCAAGAACGAUCAGAAGUAAUACCAGAGCAUGUAGAACCAAAAGACCAACAUGAUGAUGAAGUAGAAGAAGAAGAAGAAGAAGAAGAAGAUACCAGUUUUAUAUCUUCAUUACUAUCACCAACUAUGUUAGGCGCGAAACUUGCUGUAAAACCACAACUACUAUUAAUGGCGCCACCAGGUUCUUCUCCAACAGAAACUAAACUGGAAACAGUCGAUUACGAAUUCAAUACUAGUCAAAUGACUAAAGUGGAUAAACCGGAUCUUUUUGGUAAUAGUGCUAGUACAAGCGCGAUAGGCCGAAAUAUCAGCUCAUAUUCUCCUGUUUCUGAUAUAAACACAUUUUUAGCUAAGGGAGACACUUCAGGUCAUUUUAACAAUCCCAGCCAUUCCACGUUUUACAAUAAUGGUAUGAAUCAAUCAUAUAUGAUGAGAAAAACAUUCUCCAGUCCAACUCCAACUACUGUUCAUUUACAUAAUCAUUACUAUUUCAAUCCGCCCAAACCGGCUAACCACGAGACACAUCAACUGUCACUAGAGAAAUUGACUCACCAGCAACACCAGUUACAACUACAACAAGCACAUCCCCAUAAACUAGCCCUUCCAGUUCCUUGGAAAUCCAACAUUUCUCCUCUGGAACGUAUCCCAUAUAUGUUAUCGUCCUACCUACAACUUCUUCUCAACUUCCUUGCAUCAUUGUACUUGAUCCACUUAAUUCGAGGACUUACACUUUCCAUCAAGAGAGAUAUAACAUACCGGUUAAAUCAACAAUCAACAACAAUCCUCACCUCAAUAGAAACCUGCAGACGAGCAUACAUUGAAAAUAGAUGCCAUCCAGACACUAUUGUCCCACUUCUCGAAAAGAAAUGUGCCAUGUAUGAGCGAUGUAUGAAUCAGGACCCAUUCAAUGGUGGUGGAAACUUGUCUAAAAUUACCGCAGAGACUGUGGCCAUGGUUGCUAAUUCCUUGAUUGAGCCGCUUGGGAUAAAGUUCUUCUUGAUGAUGGUUGGGUUUAUUGUAGUUGUAUUUGGGUGCAACUUUUCAUUUGGGUAUAUUAGAGCAAAGACUUAUUAUGGGUGGAAUAACUAUGGGGAACAGAAACACAAAACUAAUUAGAUUUGUAUAGAACAUAAAUAUUUAAGUACAAUUAUAGUUGAAUAGAAAACUUAUUCAAGGGUUCUUC
This is a messenger RNA of Spathaspora passalidarum NRRL Y-27907, 1370 nucleotides long. RefSeq lists its product as uncharacterized. Gene Ontology annotation, cellular component: nuclear envelope; nuclear membrane. Gene Ontology annotation, biological process: lipid homeostasis; nuclear envelope organization. The record is from RefSeq and is a predicted model, not a curated record. Lineage: Eukaryota; Fungi; Ascomycota; Pichiomycetes; Serinales; Debaryomycetaceae. The transcript has a single exon. The coding region runs from base 11 to 1303 and encodes 430 amino acids.